Brassica rapa (field mustard) is the source of this 1136-nucleotide messenger RNA. Its product is annotated as heme-binding-like protein At3g10130, chloroplastic. NCBI's taxonomy places the organism in Eukaryota, Viridiplantae, Streptophyta, Magnoliopsida, Brassicales, Brassicaceae. The record is from RefSeq and is a predicted model, not a curated record.
UCUUUUACAAAAUAAAGUUUCCGGGAAAGAAAAAAAAAAUAGUGAUCGAAAUUCGAUUUGCGAAGAAGAAGAAUGAUCAGCUCCAUUGCAUCAUCCCUUUCUCUCCUCUCUUCGUCUCCCCAUAACAAACUCUCCAUCGAUCUCCGAUCGUAUCCGAGCCCUAAACAGAGGAGAUGCUCUGUUCUUUGCUCCGGCGUCAGAACCGCUGCUAAGCGGCAGAGUCGGGAUUUGUCCGCAACCGAAGCUAGGGUUUCUCUCGUUCUCGCUCUCGCCUCCCAGGCCUCCUCCGUCUCUCAACGCCUUUUGGCUGAUUUGGCUGUGGAGACGGCGAAGUAUGCGUUUCCGAAGAGAUUCAAAAGCUCGAAUCUGGAAGAAGCGCUCAUGUCUGUUCCGGAUCUGGAGACGAUGAACUUCAGAGUUCUAAGCAGGACUGAUAGAUACGAGAUCAGAGAAGUCGAGCCUUAUUAUGUGGCGGAGACUACAAUGCCAGGGGGGAAUGGAUUCGACUUCUACGGUGCUUCCAGGUCUUUCAAUGUCUUAGCUGAGUACCUCUUUGGUAAGAACACGGUGAAUGAGAAAAUGGAGAUGACGACUCCUGUUGUUACUCGUAAAGUCCAAUCCGUUGGCGAAAAGAUGGAGAUGACCACUCCAGUUAUAACUAGGAAGGCGAAAGAUCAAACCCAGUGGCAGAUGUCUUUCGUCAUGCCAUCAAAGUAUGGUUCAGAUUUGCCACUGCCAAAAGAUCCUUCGGUCAAGAUUCAGGAGGUGCCACGGAAGAUCGUUGCUGUUCUCGCCUUCUCAGGAUACGUGACCGAUGAAGAGACUGAGAAACGGGAGCAAGAACUAAGGCGAGCUCUUCGGAAUGACAAGAAGUUUCGAGUGAGAGAUGGAGUUUCAGUUGAAGUUGCACAGUACAAUCCACCAUUCACUCUCCCGUUCACCCGCCGCAACGAGGUCUCCCUCGAAGUGGAAAGCAAAGAGUAUUAGCACCUUCACUGGUACAUACAGACGUAUAUACACACACACAGGCACUUGUAUACACUUUUUAAAUAAUGUUGUGUUACUUAAAAGACAAAACGCGUUUACUUGAAUAGUUGAAUGUGAGUGUAGUAAACCAUUAUGGAUCUUUUACUUUA